GCGGUGUUCCGGACGGAUGCAAAGCAGGAGAAGGCGCAAGGCAGCUCGGACUACUUUCUCGACUCGGCCGACCGCAUCCACUUCUUCACCGAGGUUGGCGCCGCCGCCGCCGACGGCGUCGGCUUGCGGCCGUCCUACCGCUCGCGCAAGGCGGAGGCGCUCAACAAGGUCGGCCAUGCACUGCACUUGCGCGAUGCUGUCUUCCGCGGCUACUCCAACUCGGCCAAGCUGCGCGAGCUGGUCGGCGCGCUUGGCUGGGUGAGCCCGGUGGUGCCGCAAUCGAUGUACAUCUUCAAGCAGGCGGGGAUCGGAGGCGAGGUGACCAGCCACCAGGACUCCACCUUCCUCUUCACGACGCCGCGCCAGACCUGCCUCGGCCUCUGGCUCGCGCUCGAGGACGCGACCCUCACAAACGGCUGCCUCUGGGUGCGGCCAGGCUCGCACCACGAGCCCGUGCGGCGCGCCUUUGUGCGGCAGCCGCAGCCGCCCGCGGCGGGCGGAGCGGCGGGCGGCGGGCUGCUCGGUGGCUUGCUCGCUGCGCUGCGGCGGCUCGCGCUCGGCUCGCGCUUCGACGACCUUUUCGCCGCCGGCUUUGUGCCGGUGGAGUGCCGCGCGGGUGACCUCGUCUGCUUCCCGGGCACACUCGACCACCUCAGCCUUGCAAACAGUACGGGCAAGUCGAGGCACACCUUCCAGCUGCACCUGGUCGAGGGGCCCGCCGCCGGCGUCGAGUGGUCGCCGCGCAACUGGCUGCAGUACCCCACGGGCGGGCCGCCCUUCCACGCGCUCGGCAACCUGGCCCCCCUCGCGCCGCUCCAAAAGGCGUGA
Emiliania huxleyi CCMP1516 is the source of this 828-nucleotide messenger RNA. RefSeq lists its product as hypothetical. The record is from RefSeq and is a predicted model, not a curated record. NCBI's taxonomy places the organism in Eukaryota, Haptophyta, Isochrysidales, Noelaerhabdaceae. The annotation marks the transcript as partial. The transcript is spliced from 2 exons.